AUGUCUGAAUCGCGGCACAACCUUCUGUCGGAAGCACCACCCAUCCCCUCAUCACGCUUUCUUCGCAUGCCCAUAGGAUUUUCGUUGACGCCGCGCCGAGAACUACAUAUAGGACAUAGCCAGCCUUCUGCUACCCGAUACCCCUGUUCUCUAUUCCACAGGAAUAACGUUUUGGAAGCCACGCCGCGAGUCUGCUUCACAAGGUGUCUGUUACCCAUAACUACCACCAAGAGCACGGCCACGAAUUCAACUACUACUACAAGGAUGUGUAUCCUGAGGCCUUCUUCAAUCGAUACUAGGGCCUCUAUGGAACCCUGA
This is a messenger RNA of Morchella importuna, 318 nucleotides long. RefSeq lists its product as uncharacterized. The transcript has 4 exons. The record is from RefSeq and is a predicted model, not a curated record. The coding region runs from base 1 to 318 and encodes 105 amino acids. NCBI's taxonomy places the organism in Eukaryota, Fungi, Ascomycota, Pezizomycetes, Pezizales, Morchellaceae.